ACCUUUCCUCUCUCAAACGUAAUUAAAUUCCAAAAUCCCUUUUAAAUUCUUCCAAACAAUUCCCAAAUAUUCAACCAAAAAUCUUUUCCCAAUCCAAGAAAUGUCUCUCCUCUGUUUCUUCUUCGUCUUCUUCCUUUCUUUCCUCUCACUUUCCACUGCUCUCACCUCUUCCCCUUACCUUUCCCCCACAAUUCUCCCCCAGAAUUACCAAAAAAUGGUGAAAAGCUUCAAAAUUUACACUUACCCGCCUCCCGAAUCGCUGUCGUUUGACUCCAAAGUCGAAUCCCUCUUCUACUCUUCCCUCAUCCGCAGCAACUUCAUCACCCAGAAUCCCGAAGAGGCCCAUUUGUUCUUCAUCCCCUUCGCUUUCCACUCCGACCUCUCCACUAAGUCCGCCGCGCGUGUCGUCGGGGAUUACCGUACGGAUUUUAUUUAUUGGAACCGAACUCUCGGAGCCGAUCAUUUCUUCCUCUCUUGUUCCAGUGUCGGCCACGGUUCGGACCGGAACGUUGUGGAGUUGAAGAAAAAUUCGGUUCAGAUCUCGUGUUUCCCGACGAUGCCUGGGCUGUUUAUUCCUCAUAAGGAUGUUAGUUUGCCUCCGCUUGCUAACGUUCACGCGCCGACUCAAGCUCCGGGUAGAAAGAGCACGAGUUAUCUGGGUUACGUGAGGUAUAAUUGGGUGAAAGAGACGAGUUUGGUGGAGCAGCUUUUAGCUGAUCCCGAGAUUUUGGUUGAGUCUGAGCCGUCCGAUCAGAUGGCUUAUGAGGAAAGACUCGCCGGGAGCAAGUUCUGUUUAUUCGAGUACGGGUCGGAGAUAUCGGCGAUCGGAGAAGCGAUGAGUUUCGGGUGCGUGCCGGUGGUGAUUACGGACCGUCCGAUCCAGGAUAUGCCGUUGAUGGACUUGCUGAAGUGGCAGCGGAUCGCGGUGUUCGUGGGAACAAGCGGUGGGGCCAAGGAGAUCAAGAGGGUUUUGGGGCGCGUGGUGGUGGAAGAGUUCGAGGAUAUGAGGGAAUACGCUGCUGUGGCGAGUAAGCAUUUCGUGUGGAACCAGACGCCGCAGCCGUACGAUGCGUUUCAUAUGGUGAUGUAUCAGCUGUGGCUGAGGAGGCAUACCAUCAGAUAUGCAGAGAGAGAGUGGGCUUGAAAGAGUUGCAAUCCGUUGAUAUGUUCUUGGGUUCAAAACUUUAAACGGUAGUGAUCACGUAAUUCAUUUAUUUUAUUUUUCUUGUUGUAAAAAUAAUAUUUUGGUUUCUUUA
This is a messenger RNA of Hibiscus syriacus, 1256 nucleotides long. Its product is annotated as probable glycosyltransferase At5g11130. The transcript has a single exon. NCBI's taxonomy places the organism in Eukaryota, Viridiplantae, Streptophyta, Magnoliopsida, Malvales, Malvaceae. Gene Ontology annotation, molecular function: glycosyltransferase activity. The record is from RefSeq and is a predicted model, not a curated record. The coding region runs from base 101 to 1144 and encodes 347 amino acids.